CGGCAUUAAUUCUCCCACAUUGAGUGUACGCACGCAUUGAAUGUACACUAUUAAACCGAUGUUAAUCAUAACCCUAACCUUUGGUCAGUAUAGUGUACGUACAAUCAAUAGGCCAAUAGGGGCGGAAGUCGUCAUGCUUUGUUUAAAUUGCCUAAAACAAACAUCUAAAUAUCAGUGAUUAAAUACGCCCUAUCAUGCCGAUAAAUCGAACAUGUUAUUAAACUUACACACCCUUAAGUAUAAAAUGUUUCGCCGCUAGAUGUUUGUCGUGUAAAAAAAGAAACAGAAUAGUAUAUAAACAUUCUACUUUACAUGGGUUAAACCUUUUACAUAUUUUCUGUUUUAGUUAAUAUUUAAAUGGGUGAUACAAAUACAGAGAACGGUUUAAAUGGAAUGGAAAAUUUGCAACCAUUGACCAGUUUUGACGUUACUAUAGUUACACGAGAUGAAUGGGGCGCAAGGCCAUCAAAGGAAAUAAACUAUAUGGGAACACCGGUCAGUGUGGUAUUCAUACACCACACAUCAAUGAAUGACUGUCACACGCAGGACCAGUGCAUGGAACAAAUUAGAAAAAUACAGAAUUUUCAUAUGGAUGACCGAGGAUGGGACGACAUUGGUUACAACUACCUCAUUGGCGAAGAUGGCAGGGUGUACGAGGGACGUGCCUGGGACAGAAUUGGUGCUCACACUCUAAAGUGGAAUGACGUGGCAAUUGCCUUCUCUUUUAUGGGAAACUACUGUUCCAAACUCCCUAAUGACAAAGCGUUACACGCACUGAAAGCUAUGUUAGCAUUAGGAGUUAAGAAGGGGAAAAUAACACCAGACUAUAAGCUAUACGGACACAGAAAUGUACGCGAAACAGAAUGUCCUGGUGAUAAAUUACACGAGCUUAUAAGGACAUGGAGUCAUUUCGACAACAGCACGCCCGUGAAACCGGAACCUAAACCUUAUAUAUCAGAAAGAAAACAAUAGAUAUGAAAGAUAAUAUAUAGCGUGUUUUAAUUAACAAUGAAGAGGUUACAAGUCCCGCGGAAUAAAUUAACAACAGCGUAGAUUGUGGCAAUUAUUAUAUGUGGCUUCUAUUUCAUAUAAAUUAGACUGCAAUAAGUCUAACAUCUAUAUGCAAAAAUGGAUCAAAUAUCACCGCACAAUUGUGUUUAUCUAUACACAGAGGAAACUUUGCUGGCAAACAUUAAUCAUACUUUACAAUUAUUUACCAAGUCUUACUCAAAAAGGAAUGAAGGUUCCUGAAGUCAUAUUCCAUCACCAUUAUAUACUUCUCUCAUUUGCUACAAAAAGUGUCCACAAACUCAUUUAUACAUUGCAUACUUUCACCGAGUACAGUACGCCCAUGUGAGUAGCAAAUAGCACUCAAAUUUCCUAAUACAUCUCCAGCUAUAAUUUAUGUAUAAAUGAGCUGCAUCAUGAGAAACCCAACAUAGUGCAUUUUGCGACCAGCAUGGAUCCAGACCAGCCUACGCAUUUCUCUAAUUGCAAUAGGCUUUGAAAGCGAACAGCAUGGAUCCUGACCAGACUGCGCGGAUGCGCAGGCUGGUCUGGAUCCAUGCUGGUUGCAAAUGCACUGUGUUGGUUUUCUCAUGGUGCGGCUCAAAUGUGAUUCGAGUAAGCUUCAAGAAGCGCAAAAAGCAGUAGAGGCUUCUUGUGCAGGUUACAAGAAAGGAUUGGUACUUUGCCUGGCUCCUAUUACAAACAAAAUCAAACACUUAAAAGUCUUUGCAUAGAUUUAUUUACAAAUACAAAUAUAAUAGUAUCGUUAACAGUUUCCAUUGCUAUAAAUAUAAAUAAAAAAACUUUAAAAUCACAGCUUUACCACUGAUUUUACAGUAAAAAAAAAUGAUAUUUACAUCAAGCACUUUAUGCUUACACUUAACAUACAACAUGGAAUAAUGUGACCUAUGAAUGGAUUUACACCGGUCUGCAUUAAAAAUGUGUGUAAAAUACUUCUGAAUCAGAUGCUUAAAAGUAACAACUCUGCGAUCACAUGGAAAAAUAACAAGAGGCCCAAAAACGAGGCUAAGUCGCUAACCUAAACAGGCCUUUGACCUUCAGUCCUUGCUUCUGACCGAGUUUAGCUAAUAUCCGUUCAGCAGUUCAUUAAAAGCUAUUUAAAGCUUUUUUCUAUUUUCUCCUGUAAUGGUCCUAAAAUGCAUAAUGUUUAGAGGUUUGGAAAGUUUGGUUCAUCAAGUUGAAAAAAAGAAACUUUGAGCCGUGCCAUGGGAAAACCGACAUAGUGGCUUUGCGACCAGCAUGGAUCCAGACCAGCCUGCGCAUCCGCGCAGUCUGGUCAAGAUCCAUGCUGUUCGCUAACGGUUUCUCUAAUUGCAGUAGGCUUUAAAAGCGAACAGCAUGGAUCCUGACCAGACUGCGCAGAUGCGCAGGCUGGUCUGGAUCCAUGCUGGUCGCAAACCCACUAUGUUGGUUUUCUCAUGGCACGGCUCCAAUUGUUUAAAGAUUUUUAAGCUGUGGCAGCCCCUACAUAAAAUGGACCAGGUCAAAAUAUAUGGAAAAAUUGAGCCUGAUGUUGGAGACCAAAUUUGGUGAAGAUCUAUGAAGUGUUUCAUGAGAAGACGUUGUUUCAAGGUUUUCCUAUGUUUAGCUCCGGCAGCCCAAAGAAAUAGUCAAGCUUAACCAUUUGAAGAAAUUUGUGAGAAGUCCAUGCCAUGCUGCCACUGAUAAGUUUGGUAAAACUCUAACCAACAGUUUCAGCGAAGAUGAUUAACCCUUAGCCUGCUGGCGGUGAUUGGUUUUGCCUUUGCGACCAGUGCAGACCAAGAUCAGCCUGCACAUCCGUGCAGGCUGAUCAUGGUCUGCACUGUUCGCUAUUCAGUCAGUAAAUUUUCAGUGAACACCCCUUCAAAUAAUGGUAUUGCCCAAACUGAAUGAUGGAACAGUCCAUUUUAGAAAUUUAGCUGGCUAAGGGUUAAGUAAAACAUUGAACAGGACAAUAGACAACGGAUGAUAGCCUCAGGAUCAUCCACCUUCACUAAUAACUUACCCUGAACAAAGUUCACAUGAACUAAAAUGCUGGAAAGUCGCCAUAUCACCAAUACUUGUGUCAAUGUGAGGUUAAACCAACAAAAAAGUUUGAUGAAGACCCGUCAUGAGAACUAGUCUUUUAUAGGUUUUUCUAGUUUUAGGUGUGGUGGGCAUUAAAAGGGGCCAAGCACUUGGCCUUUGUUCAAAUGACACCCUCGCCGCCAUCCCCACUCAUCCCCCUGCCCGAAAA
This is a messenger RNA of Mercenaria mercenaria, 3247 nucleotides long. Its product is annotated as peptidoglycan-recognition protein SC2-like. Bases 358 to 972 code for a protein of 204 amino acids. NCBI's taxonomy places the organism in Eukaryota, Metazoa, Mollusca, Bivalvia, Venerida, Veneridae. Gene Ontology annotation, biological process: innate immune response; peptidoglycan catabolic process. The transcript is spliced from 3 exons. Gene Ontology annotation, molecular function: peptidoglycan binding; zinc ion binding; N-acetylmuramoyl-L-alanine amidase activity. The record is from RefSeq and is a predicted model, not a curated record.